Molecule: messenger RNA, 2241 nt
Organism: Pseudozyma flocculosa PF-1
Lineage: Eukaryota; Fungi; Basidiomycota; Ustilaginomycetes; Ustilaginales; Ustilaginaceae
Exons: 3
Coding region: 1-2241 (746 amino acids)
Cellular component (GO): cytoplasm
Source: RefSeq, a predicted model, not a curated record
AUGACCCAAAUACUCAGCUUUGCCAACAUCGCCGCCGGCGAGCACGUCUUCCAUCGCCUUUUGCUCAUCGAAGGCAGGGCUACUUCGCAUCACUUUGGAGCACAGGCCGCGCUCACCGUCCUGCCCGACGAUCACAGCGGCUUCGACGCCGUCGUGUGGCAGGUCAAUCACGGCCACUUCAAGGCGCUCGUGCCGCUCACGCCCGGGCGCAACCGACUCACCUUCCUGCUGCACGCCGGGCCAGCCACCCGACCCACGACACCAAACGACCCCAGCGCAGAGAGCCAGAGCCUCGAAGUCGUCUUUGUCCAGCCGCGCAGCCCACCACUCCAUCUCGCCAUCAUUGCAGCGGCAGACUCUCCCGUAUGGCACAACGAUGGCCGACAGGCGCCAUCGGGCCCACCACCACCGCCGGCCCCGGACAGAAGCUCAAAACCCGCUGCCAAGUCGAUGCGCGGAUUCAUGGCCAAGACGAUGGACAAGCUCCGCGACCUCGACCUCGACAGACCUCGUCCCACAGCUCACGAUGCCGCCAUUGUCGACGCUCCGCCCGGUCCACGUCGAGAGGCCCUCAAGUCGGGCGGGCUCGCCGAGGUCAAGCGUCGCUUUGCCCUGCAGGCCUACCUUUGGCAGGCCUUUCACGCCGAGCAGAUGCGCAGACACAACCUCGGCCGCCGCUCCUUCCAGCUCGACGACAGCGCAUCCGACUCGUCCCCGCAGAUCCGCAGAAGUAUCGAGACGAUGCCUCGCAUCCACCUCCUCCGCUCCAGGCGGACGCUCAGGGAGUUCCGCGAUCCUGAAAACGCCCAGCAAAAGGCCAAUGCUCGCAACGGCGGAGCCAUGUUCAACUUUGCCCACGAGGCGCUCAUGGAUCCCGCGACGCCGCGCGAGCUGCACUGGUCGCCCGUCGCCGUGCUGGUGCUCGACACGCAGUACGAUCCGUCCAUGCGCCUGAUCCGCGCCCACGCCGCGGUGGGAUCCGGCGGUCCCGGUCGCACCUCGCACGGUGUCAUGGGAAGCCACUGGCUGUGGGCCGCCCCGUCGUCGCUCGACCAGGUCACAGCGGCGUUCCUGGACACGGAGAGGACCGACGAGCGGUGCUGCGUCAACGACCUUGACGAGUGCCCCACAGCCUGGCAGACGCUCAACAUCGGCUCUGGCGCCUUCUUUCACGAGGCCGGCCACGCUCUCAACAACCCGCAUUGGCCCUCUGGCCUGAUGGCGAGGGGCUACGUCGAAUUCAACCGUGCUUUCAUGACGAGCGAGCCAGCCUGCCACCGCAACGGGCUUCGAGGUGGCAACGUGUUUGCGCCGAUCCACGCCGGCAACGACGCGGCCCACUUCCACGUCCACCGCGCGCAGGCCUUGCGGGCGAGAUGGCACCCAUGCUUCUACAUCUCUUCCGACCCGCCACUGCCCUUCCUCGGGUCCAACAGCCCAGAGGACUGGAAGGCUUGGAACGACGCGGAGCCACAGGCGGACGCGACAAUGGAGGGAUGCCUGAUCAAGUGCCGCAGCGGAAUCGCCUCGAUCGAGAUCGAGGUAAACGGCGAGUACCGCGACCAUAUCGAAUGGACGGGCCUCGCCGGGCCGCCGCCGCCGCGUGAGACGAUGAUCACGCCCGAGUACCUGUGGGGCCGGAUCUCGCCUCACACGCCUUUGGCCUCGCGGCCGCCAGACGCGCGCGUCAAGCUCAACAUCGUCGCCUGCAACAUGCGGCAGGUCGAGGUCGACGACUUCUUCAACAACGGCGUAGCCCAGCAGGUCCGCGUGCGGGGCGGCGGCGGGCAAGGCGAGAUGCAGGUGGUCAAGGGGACGUUCCUGGGCAGGGAGAGCGACAACAAGUGGAUGCACGCCUUCCUCCACGAGCAGCAGCAGGCGAUGGGGCAGGCGCCGAGGAUCGUCAAGAUCAAGAUCCAUGCCGGAGCCGCGUUCGAUGGCCUCGCGCUGGUCUACAACAACGGAGCGGUGCAGACCUACGGUCCGAUGGGUGGGAGCCCCUCGGACUUCGAUGUCGGGCCCGACGAUGAGAUCGAGAGGCUCGAGGUGCGCUGCGGCGCGUGGAUCGAUGCCAUCGAAGUCGUGCUCCGGAGCGGGAGAAGGAGCGGGAUGAGAGGCAACGCUGGAGGUGGGAGUCUGAGGGUCCUCGAACCGCAAAGAGGACACCGCAUCGUGGGACUGUAUGGGUCCAACGGAUCGUGGGUCGAGAGCAUCGGCCUCCUCACCGCACCGAGACAGUGA